This is a messenger RNA of Cutaneotrichosporon cavernicola, 1647 nucleotides long. RefSeq lists its product as uncharacterized. Gene Ontology annotation, cellular component: mitochondrial inner membrane. The coding region runs from base 1 to 1647 and encodes 548 amino acids. The record is from RefSeq and is a predicted model, not a curated record. The transcript has 6 exons. Gene Ontology annotation, biological process: mitochondrial respiratory chain complex III assembly. Lineage: Eukaryota; Fungi; Basidiomycota; Tremellomycetes; Trichosporonales; Trichosporonaceae.
AUGUCCGCGACAUACAGGUCGCUAGGGCGUGCGGCACCCAUUGUCGGUGGUCUUGCAGUCGCAGUCUAUGCAGGCAAGCUCAACAUUCGCAAUGACGACGCCCUACCAAUCCUCACAAAGGCGGUGGCGGCGGCCCGCCCAACCUCGCUCUUCGGCGCUGCUGCGCCUUUCACGCCCCUCUGCUGGGGUACAAACGAGUACUUGACGCUCUCACCCGACCCGACCGUCAAGUCCCUCAAACGGCCUACCCCGAUGGCGGCAUUGGGUGCGACGCCAGUACAUGACCUUGUGGUCCAUGAGAAGUAUGGCGCAGUCAUCGACGCCAGGGGUGACGUCUGGAUGUGGGGUAAGGGCUACGACCCUUCGGGCGACAUUGGUCGCUCGUUGCGCGGAAAGAAUCUGCGUACGCUCGCCGCUGGCCCUGGCAAGCUGUUUGGACUGAGCCAGGACGGGCGGCUGUACGUCAUCAGUGCCGACCGCGCAUUCCAAGAGAGCCUGGCCAAGAAGCGCAACUACUGGAAGAAGCUCACGACGCGUGAUCCCAUUGUCGACUUUGUCGAGUUGCAGGCGUCGGAGAAGUUCCACUGGGGCGAGAAGUGGGAUAGCGUCGCCGUGGGGCGCAACCACCUCCUAGCGGUGACAAACAAGGGGCGCACGUUCUCGCUCCCGCUCUCGCCCAGCGCCAACACUCACCGCCAGCUUGGCACAAAGCAGACGUUCACCUCCGAACUCAAGGAGUCGCCGGAGAAGGCGCUUAAGGACGGGCCACCGCUUCCUCCCCAGAGUGAUCCGCGCUUCGCGACGACCCUCACCCAGAUUCCUGCGCUUGCCGGCAUCAAGAUUGACCAAGUGGCCGCGAGUGAUCGCUCGUCGUUCGUGCGCACGGACGAGGGGCGCGUCCUUGGCUUUGGCGCCAACGACUUUGGUCAGAUCGGCCUCGGGCCCAACUCCACCGUCGCGACCGUUCCCACUCCUGUCGAGAUCGUCCUUGCCAAGGGCUACCCUGCUGGCACAUCGUUGAAGUGCACCAACAUUACGGCGGGCGCGUCGACGACCAUGUUUACGGUUGAGCGUGAGGCUAUGAGUGGACCGAAGCUUUACGACCUACUCUCGUGCGGCAACGGCCAGAGCGGCUCGCUCGGCACCGGCUCGACGAGCUCGGGAUGCUACGCUCCUACUCGCAUCAAAGCCUUGAGCGGCAUUGAGGAAUACUCGGAGAAGUUGAAGGGCCCCAUCGGCCUCAACAUUAGCAAGGUGUCGAUCUCGUGCUCCCCCAACACACACGUCUUCGCUGUCCUUGACACGGUCUCGGAAGCGGACGCCAAGGGGCUCAAGGACGGUCUCUUCGGGCGCGACGUCCUGGUGUGGGGCGGCAACUUCGACUACCAGCUCGGCAACGGCAAGAAGUCUGGCGUCGCUGUUCCCCAGCACAUGCCAUCGCUGAUCCCGCACGCGAUCGACGAGCUCAUCGCCGAGAGCCCCGAGGCCGAGUCAUCGCCGAUGCCGCUCACCCGCCUCCAGCUGCACACGGCCAAGGCAGACACGUACGACAUGCUCGGCAAGCUCAUCAAGCGCGGCGUCAAGACCGAGGAGACGGUGUUUGCGGGGUACAACUGCUCGGUUCUGUACAACAAGAUUGUCAGCUAA